Cajanus cajan (pigeon pea) is the source of this 3150-nucleotide messenger RNA. NCBI's taxonomy places the organism in Eukaryota, Viridiplantae, Streptophyta, Magnoliopsida, Fabales, Fabaceae. The record is from RefSeq and is a predicted model, not a curated record.
UAUAAAUAUAAAUAUAAAUGUCGUAACAUUUUAUCCCAUUUCCUUCUUCCUCCCUCUUCGCCGGACCACGCCUUCUCUCUAUCUUUCUCUGUUUUUUUUUUCUCUGCAACUCAAUCGAUUAGUUUCGCUUUCGACUUUGUUUCAAUUAGGUUUUGGAGCUGGCAAGUUCCGCAACUACCUUUGUCUUCCGUUGUUGAGAUUUUUUCCUCCUUUUGUUUUGGCGCUCCAGCCAUCAAUUCAGGAAUCAUGGCUAGGGUUCUGGCUCAGUCUAUUAGUAUGCCUGGCCUGCUGAGUGGGCAAAGGCAUGAUCAGCAUAAGGGAUCAGGAAAACUAAAAAGAUCUGUCAAAAUGAUGAGUAGCUUACGAGUGCCUGCAUUAAGAAUGUCUGGUUUCUCUGGAUUACGUAGUCUUAAUACUUUGGAUUAUCUGUCGAGGCCACGACAAAAUUUCCACUCCAAGAUGUUGACUACAACUUCUUCUCGCCGCGAAAGGGCGAAACGAUGUGUACCUAAAGCAAUGUUUGAGCGUUUCACGGAAAAAGCAAUAAAAGUAAUUAUGUUAGCUCAGGAGGAAGCAAGACGGCUGGGUCACAAUUUUGUUGGAACGGAACAGAUUCUAUUGGGUCUUAUUGGUGAAGGCACUGGUAUUGCUGCUAAGGUUCUGAAGUCAAUGGGAAUUAACCUUAAGGAUGCUCGAGUAGAAGUGGAAAAGAUAAUUGGAAGGGGUAGUGGAUUUGUUGCAGUUGAGAUUCCAUUUACUCCCCGCGCGAAGCGUGUUUUGGAGCUCUCACUGGAGGAGGCUCGCCAACUUGGUCACAAUUAUAUUGGAUCUGAGCACUUGCUUCUUGGUCUUCUUCGAGAGGGUGAGGGUGUAGCAGCACGUGUUCUUGAAAAUUUGGGUGCUGAUCCAAAUAAUAUUCGUGCUCAGGUUAUACGCAUGGUUGGUGAGGGUGCUGACAGUGUUGGAGCUACUGUUGGCCCUGGAAGUAGUAAUAACAAUAAGAUGCCAACUUUGGAGGAGUAUGGCACCAAUUUGACUAAGCUAGCAGAAGAGGGAAAAUUGGAUCCUGUUGUGGGUAGGCAGCCACAAAUUGAACGUGUCACUCAAAUUUUGGGUCGCCGAACCAAAAAUAAUCCAUGUCUUAUUGGAGAACCUGGUGUUGGGAAGACAGCUAUUGCUGAAGGCCUUGCCCAAAGGAUUGCAAAUGGUGAUGUUCCUGAAACAAUAGAGGGAAAGAAGGUUAUAACCCUUGAUAUGGGUCUACUGGUAGCUGGAACUAAAUAUCGAGGAGAAUUCGAGGAGAGAUUGAAGAAACUAAUGGAGGAAAUUAAACAAAGUGACGAGAUAAUACUUUUUAUUGAUGAAGUGCAUACUUUAAUUGGAGCUGGAGCAGCUGAGGGGGCAAUUGAUGCUGCAAACAUAUUAAAACCAGCUCUUGCCAGAGGUGAACUACAGUGUAUAGGAGCCACAACACUGGAUGAAUAUAGGAAGCACAUUGAAAAGGAUCCAGCUCUGGAGAGGCGAUUCCAGCCAGUUAAGGUGCCAGAGCCAACUGUGGAUGAAACCAUACAAAUACUGAAAGGACUUAGAGAACGCUAUGAGAUUCACCACAAGCUCCGUUAUACAGAUGAUGCUCUUAUAGCUGCUGCACAGCUGUCACACCAAUAUAUUAGUGAUCGAUUUUUGCCCGACAAAGCUAUAGAUUUAAUUGAUGAAGCUGGUUCCCGAGUCCGGCUUCAACAUGCACAGUUACCUGAAGAAGCAAGAGAGCUUGACAAGGAGGUCAGGCAGAUUGUGAAGGAGAAAGAAGAAGCUGUUCGCAAUCAAGACUUUGAGAAGGCUGGAGAGUUACGAGAUAGAGAAAUGGAUCUUAAGACACAGAUAUCAGCACUUAUAGAAAAGGGCAAGGAGAUGAGCAAGGCAGAGAGCGAGGCAGGAGAUGGAGGUCCAUCGGUGACUGAAGUUGACAUACAACAUAUUGUCUCCUCCUGGACUGGUAUUCCUGUGGAGAAAGUCUCAACUGACGAAUCUGAUCGCCUCCUCAAGAUGGAAGAGACUUUACACAAGCGAGUCAUUGGUCAGGAUGAAGCAGUAAAAGCCAUUAGCCGGGCUAUCCGUCGAGCCAGGGUUGGACUGAAGAACCCUAAUCGUCCAAUUGCCAGCUUCAUCUUUUCUGGGCCAACGGGUGUGGGUAAGUCUGAGUUGGCCAAAGCAUUGGCUACAUACUACUUUGGUUCGGAAGAAGCCAUGAUUCGGCUUGACAUGAGUGAAUUUAUGGAAAGGCACACGGUCUCCAAACUCAUAGGUUCACCUCCUGGAUAUGUUGGUUACACUGAGGGUGGCCAACUUACCGAGGCAGUUCGGCCGUACACGGUUGUACUGUUUGAUGAGAUUGAGAAAGCCCAUCCUGAUGUAUUCAACAUGAUGCUUCAGAUCCUUGAAGAUGGAAGACUAACAGACAGCAAGGGAAGAACGGUGGACUUCAAGAACACUCUUCUUAUAAUGACAUCAAAUGUUGGAAGCAGUGUGAUUGAGAAAGGAGGCCGUAAAAUAGGAUUCGACCUUGAUUAUGAUGAGAAGGAUAGCAGUUACAAUCGAAUCAAGAGCUUGGUGACUGAGGAGCUGAAGCAAUACUUUAGGCCAGAAUUCUUGAAUAGAUUGGAUGAAAUGAUUGUUUUCAGGCAACUCACAAAGCUGGAGGUGAAGGAGAUAGCUGACAUAAUGCUGAAGGAGGUGUUUGAUAGACUGAAAGACAAAGAGAUUGAUCUUUCAGUGACAGAAAGAUUUAGGGAGAGGGUGGUUGAUGAAGGAUACAAUCCUAGUUAUGGGGCUAGGCCUCUGAGAAGAGCCAUAAUGCGACUUUUGGAGGACAGCAUGGCUGAGAAGAUGCUUGCCAGAGAGAUUAAAGAGGGUGACUCAGUUAUAGUGGAUGCUGAUUCUGACGGUAAUGUGAUUGUGCUCAACGGGAGUAGUGGUGCCCCAGAGUCCCUAGCAGAAACUCUUCCUGUGUAACGUGUUUGCCUUUGCUGAGUUGUACUUUUUUUUUUUUUUUUUUUUCAUUUAAAAACGUAGUUAUAGUUUGUUUUUGUUGUCAAAGGACCUAAAGCUUUUUUUUAUUGAAUGCUGGUAGUCUCGGGCACGUUUUGACCA